Patella vulgata (common limpet) is the source of this 6068-nucleotide messenger RNA. RefSeq names its product ras-related protein Rab-9A. Gene Ontology annotation, cellular component: late endosome; phagocytic vesicle; lysosome. The record is from RefSeq and is a predicted model, not a curated record. NCBI's taxonomy places the organism in Eukaryota, Metazoa, Mollusca, Gastropoda, Patellidae. Gene Ontology annotation, molecular function: GTP binding; GTPase activity. The coding region runs from base 150 to 761 and encodes 203 amino acids. Gene Ontology annotation, biological process: retrograde transport, endosome to Golgi. The transcript has 2 exons.
UGACGUCAUUGAUAUUCAUCAUGUCUGCCAGUAGUGAGUAGGACGUAUGUGACAUUUCUUUCUCUGUAAAACUAAUGUAUUUUAACGUGGCCAAUGAGUUUUUGAUAAUGAUAAAUAUAUAGAAUACAUUUAAUCCAAAGGUAGAUCAAAUGGCGGGAAAAUCAAAAUUGUUGAAAGUUGUUUUGUUAGGCGAUGGGGGUGUUGGAAAGAGUUCGUUGAUGAAUCGUUUUGUUAGUAAUAAAUUUGAUGCACAGUCGUUCCAUACAAUUGGCGUAGAGUUCUUAAACAAGGAUGUUGAAGUGGAUUCUGAGGCGUACACGAUGCAAAUCUGGGAUACAGCGGGUCAAGAACGAUUCAAGAGUCUUCGUACUCCAUUUUACAGAGGUGCCGAUUGCUGUUUAUUGACUUACGCUGUGGAUGACUUACAGAGUUUCAAAAAUUUAGCCAUGUGGAAGAAAGAAUUCCUUUUUUAUGCCGAUAUCCAAGAUGGCAAUAGUUUUCCUUUUGUUGUGCUAGGCAACAAAAUAGAUGUAGAAAAUCGAUUAGUCCCUGAAGAAGAGGCUAAAGCCUGGUGUGCAGCCAAUGGGGGAAGUCCUUACUUCGAAACGAGUGCAAAAGAUUCCACUAAUGUUGAUCGAGCUUUUAAAUCUGCUGUACAGCGUUUACGUGAAUUGGAGGAUAGAAUGGACAUCAAACCUGCUCAUGGCAACACCGUUGACCUUCAUAAGAAGUCGAAAUCCAACCCAGGUUGUUGCGGAUAAAAUAACAAGUUUUAAUUUUAGUGGAAUAUCUGUGAUUAUAAAAUAUGUGACUCUAACAGUACCGAAACUUGAGACAAGAGGCGGAAUAUACAAUAAACGAGUUAAUAAAUAAAAUGAAGUUUAGAAAAUACCCCAUGGAAAAUCUUUUUUAAAUAUAGCAGAAAGCUAAGGCUAUAUAUUAUGCCUGAAGUCUGUUAUUAUCAUUAUACCUGUAUAUUCAUAAGUAAGGGAGAUAAUCAAAUUCAGUAGCACACAUGUGUACACAUGUAUUACACAUCUAAAUCCUGUUCUCUAUAAUGUGUAGUUAUUUUGUCCCUGAAUUUGAUUAUCUCCCUUUGUACAAUGUAUGCACAUUUGAACGUAAUAGACUUUAGACAUAAUCUGUUUUCCAAUCCAGUUGUUGCUUCAAAAUAAUGUUCCUAUUCAGGGCUUGACACUGCCGGCGGCCUCGACGACCAUGGCCUUCGAAUUUUAGAAUUUGGCCGCGGAUUCGUGGCCGUUUUUUAACUAUCCACGGCCAUGUAUGGUCGCCGAUUAGUGCUGGGUAUGGAGAGUUAUUUUUACUAUCGAUAAUCGGUAUCGAAACAAUCUUAUUUUCACGAUCGUAAUGAAGAAUGGAUUACGUGUUUUAAAGUCAAACCAUACGAUGUUUUUGUUCGUCUAAUUAAUAAUAAACUGUCUCAUAUUACGUAUAAAUUGUUUAAAUAAUGUAGCCUUGGUUCUGAAUGACGAAAUACCAUUGAUAGGCCUAUGUAUGUGCAGGAACCAAAAUAAAAUGAGCACGAGUCGAUUCAAAACAUUGCCUACGUGAGCGCGACAAAUACCAACAUGGUGGACAAAUCGUUGUCGAUUCAUGUGCUAAAACUAAAGAAAAUGUGUAAAGAGCUUGUUAUCACGAAUUCGUAAAUUGUUCAUUAUUAUUAAAAAAAUACAGCCUUGAUUCCGAAAGAAGAAAUACAAACGUUUUUGUCAUCCAUCAUUGCUAUAUAAGCAGCCAGACGAAUUCUGAAAGGGGAAAAACUCUGAAUUAUUUACACAUCCGGGUAUCUCCAAUUUAGCGAAUUCCAUGAUAUGGCGAUUAUUGUUUCAAACUAAAGUAUUGUUUAAAUGUGGGUGAACAUUUUUUUUAAAAAGCUAAAUUGAGAUUGAGACUUUGAAGUAAAUAUAAAGUGACCGAUGUAGGCUAUUGUAUUAUUAUAUAUAUACGAAGGAUUAAGUCACAGAAAACAUCCAGUCGACUCCUACGCACGCACGAAAAAAUAGACGAAGAGAACGAUACCGGUACUCGAUAGUGCUUUUUGGCAUAUCUUAUCGAUACUAUCGAUAUUUUACCCAGCUCUACCGAUGAUAUAGCAAUACUUUCAACUCUCAAUAUGGCUACAUGCUGUUUUUUAAAAUAUUUUUUAGAAUAAAAAAAUUGUACUAAAAACGGUACGAUAAGAAUUUUCUCCCUUAACUCAAUAACCGUAAGUAAGGAUGCAUUAUUUUUGUAAAAGUAAUAAAAAUAUUGAACGUGAUGUGAUAGGCAGGCCUGUAACAACAUUUUGACUGAGAAACAAGAUCUACAGUAAACAGAUUUACAUAUGAUCGACAUAUUAAAACCUUCUAAAUAAGCUGAUAAUAUCAUAAUUCAUGACAUAAAAAUUGGCGUUGGAUUUUCAAUUUUUGGCCUUGGAUCAAGGUUGCACUUUGGCCUAUCGUAGGCCAAAGUUGGCCUUCGAUCGAAAAAACGAAUUUCGAGCCCUGUUCCUAUUAGAUUUUUGAAAGAAAUUUUCCCAUAAUAGACCUCUGUGGUUACGCCACGCUGUACCAAUUCGAUAAAGUGCAUGUAUAAUAAAAAAAAGCAUUUUCAUGUAUUACUAAAGAUAAUAUGUAUAUGGAAAAAAGAGAAUGAAUUUCUAAAAUCAACAAGAAGGCUUUAAAAUAUGCUAGUUUCAGUCAUGUUCUAUAGCGCACGAUCUUGACUGACAUGUUUGGCCGACAUGAUCACAUCUAUUAUUUAGUAUCUCGUUUAUAGUCUGUUCAUGUUAAAAAUGGAACAUUUCUGUGUAGGCUAUUUGUCUAUAAUGCAUGGUGGCAUAAAUGGCUUGGUGGAUUAAUUUCAUAUGCAUUGAUAUGUACAUGUUAUUCCUUCAUUUAAUUAAGAAUUUCAGUAUCAGUGAGGUUUUGAAAUAUAUGCUUUCAUUACAUACAGUGUAAAUGUAUUAUUAUUCCUUGAAAAAACUUCUAGUCCAUGUGUAAAGGCAUGCUCAGACACAGGGAUGGUCAAAGGGGCAGAUAACUCUGUCCAAGAGGGCAGAUAAUCCAGUCACCGUUUGUAGAUAAUUGUAUAUAUUCCCACUACAUUUAGCCAAUAGGCUCAACAGUCUCACCUAAAUAUGAUGCAUAUCUGGCUAUUCAACCAGGUAGUUUUUAGACUGGACCAACUUCAAAUUUUGUUAUUCUGGAACACAUUAUUAAUUUUUUUUUAUUCUUAUUUCAUUGGGAAAGAAAACCAUUUAACAUGAAAAAAUACUUUUCUGCUUAUCUGUAAAGCAUAAAAUUCAAAUUUCAAAGUUUAGAAGUUUUAAUCAAAACGUCUUUUACGAGACACAUUUGGCUAUUUAUUUGUGAAGUCCAUGAAAAACUAAAAAUUAAAUCGUUUACAAGGGUUUUGAUUUUUUGUGUUCAAGUUCAAUUCAAGAGUUUUCUGUCUUAGUUAAAAACAAGAUGUAAAUAAGUUAAAAUUAGUAAUGAAACUGAAUUUCACAUUUUAUAUUUAAGAAUUGAAAUUUAAUCAUACAGAUCUUGUCUUGUCUGUAAUAGAGAGAACAUAUCAACUCAACCCAAUUCAACAUCUUAUUUUAGGUCAGUCAAUGAAAUGAAAUGGAGUUUAACGUCCUACUGUUCUGCUCAACAUCUUAAUUUAGGUCAGUCAAUGAAAUGAAAUGGAGUUUAACGUCCUACUGUUCUGCAUCAAUUCGGUUAAUGAAGAUAGGUCAGUCAAUGAGGUUUAGCACUCUUACAGUAACAUAAUAUACUAAUUUUCAAAAGAAAGUAUACACACUUAAAAUAUGAAUAAGUUUUGUUUAAAUCAACAAAAUGUGAUAAAACUACACUGAACAUGUCUCGUGUGUCCAAACUCAAUAUUUCUAAGCAAAUAAAUAGCAAAACAAAUGGACAUUGUACCCAAAUACCGCAUACAAUGGAAAAACGACUUUGUUUGAAGCAGGACGAAAUGCACAGUGUAUACUUUCUUUUGGACAUUAGUAUACAUGUGGGACUUUGCUAAAGACUCCUAUGCGCAAGCGAAUUAUUAAAACAAAGUUGAACCAUGUGUUAGUCCCAAAAUGACUAAUAUAAAACAAAACCCCUAUACCCAAGUGAAAGACCUUUGUUAAAAUAAAGUUGAACUACAUGUAUGUGUUAGUUUGUGUCGAGUAGAGGUUAAACUUCAUUUCUCUCUUGAAAUCGGGUUCAAAUGUAAUAUUGAAAUUAAAUGGCAUUACAUUAUAAUAUGAUGGUUACAUGUAUAUCUAGAAAAAUAACAGAAUUAGUUCCUGAUGAUUGUGAAAUAAUCUAAUUGUUCCCCUACCUUUAUAAUAAAGCAGUGGACUCAUAAAUUGGGUUCAUUCAUCUUGUCUGUCUCACCUUUUGGGACUCAAUAACUUUGCUUCUGCUAGAAUGUUAAAAUAGAUGCAUGUGUUCAUUACAUGUAGGUGAAUGUCUGGAGUUAUCUUUGUAAAUACAAGAAUAUGAAAGUAAUUAAUAAGUGUCAUCUAUUUUGGGAUUGAGGCAGGAAUUGUUAGCCUCACUGUUGAUCUGUAUUUUAAUUGUUUGUGAUAAUAGAUUCCAGCGGUUAAGAGAUAUGUUUUAUUCGGAUAAUGUACAUGUACAUUUGUUUUUACGCAUAUUUUUUUGGCUAGUCGGAAACAAAGAAAAGGUUUUGAUCAGCAGGAGCGUAAGUUGUAAUAAAAUGUCUUACUACAUGUAUUUACAUGGACAAAAACCUAAAGGGAGUUUGAAAUUUAUGAGAAGCAAGUUUAGAAAUAGGGAAUCUUUUACAGGCAAAUUCUGAAUUUGUCAGGCAUAAUCAUCCCUCUGGUGUCACUUUUGGUUACAGAUUUGUCUUUUUUCAAUGUUUUUAUUGAUUAUUAUUCAUGUAUGUCUGGCACAAAAUUAAUGUCAGGUUCUAGAUCACUAUUUACAUUUUGUCACUAAAAUCAUUACUUGUAGGCCUGGAAUAACUGCUCAAAUCUAGGCUUAGAAUAACCGGUCAUUGGAAUAACUGGUUAUUUCUAGGCCUAGUAAUAACCGGUCAUUGGAAUGACUAGUAACUUCUAGGCUUAGAAUAACUGGCCAUUGGAAUAACGCUUUUAACAUGUCCUGUAUUAUUACAUAAUUACAACAGGGAAAUAUUGAUCAAUUUUUCUCUGUUUUGAAGAUUUUUACAAUGCUCGCCAGAAUCUUACCAUCUCGCAUACAUUAUUAAAAAAAUUUAAAUUAAUAUAAAUUAAACAAAAAUCUCAUUUCUAUGUUCCCGGUUUCUUGUACACAAUAUCUCUGUGUUAACAUGUAAUUAUACAUUUAAAACAUGCAACUAUAUAUAUGUUUAAAACAUGCUUGUUGAAAUUAACGUGUAUACCGUUAUUGUAUAACUUUAAUUAUAUGUGGUACUCAACUAUUGCAGUGUAGGUAUCAGAUGUCCAAUCUGAUUAAAACACAGGUCUUAUUUCGUUUCGUUUUUUAUAGUUAAAAAUUUCGUUUUGUCUUCAACACUAGGAUCUGGAAGAAUUGUUAUAUAACAGGUGUUCUAGUUGAUGGGGGGGGGGGGAAAUUAACCAAUGAAGCGGUCUGUUACAGCGAGUUCUUGGUGUGCUCUGCACGGGACUGGGUAAACCCCUAUAAACGUCAAUGUUGAUUGAUUAAUCAAUGUCUAAUGUCAUAGGGUCAAAAGCCGCAAGUAUGACCCCUGACGUGACCUUUCAGUACAACUGGUCAGAUCUUUGUGUUGUGUAGGCCAUCGAAAGUAUAAAAAUACGAAACAAAAUAUAGAUCUGUAUUUUAUUCAGAUGGUCAGAUGUCCAAUACCGCAAGGUAUUAGGUGUUAGUUGAAUACCUCAAGGUAUCGGAUGUUUGUGUAAUACUUGAAGGUAUCAGAUGAUUAAUACUUAAACGUAUCAGAUGAUUGAUUAUUACUUGAAGGUAUCAGAUGAUUGAUUAAUACUUCAAGGUAUCAGAUAUUGGUGUAAUAGGAUGAAUAAAAUGCUUGUUGAAAUUUUCUUGUACAAUUAUUGUAUUUUAUAUAAUAAAUGCUAAUUAACAUGU